CGCAGCUGACAGGCCCUCCUCUCCUCCGCACGUUUCCCUCCCUCCUUCCUCCUGCUCUUGCAACUCGCCAUGCCCUCCUCCUCUCUCCUCCGGGCUGUCUAUGCCCUCGGCCUGGCCACGGGAGCCUCGGCCUUCUCCUACCCGGCCGCCAUUCCCCAGUCCACACAGGAGAAGCAAUUCUCCCAGGAGUUCCGGGAUGGAUACAGCAUCCUGAAGCACUACGGCGGCAACGGCCCAUAUUCGGAGCGUGUCUCCUACGGCAUUGCCCGCGACCCUCCCAGCAGCUGCGCCGUCGAUCAAGUCAUCAUGGUUAAGCGCCACGGCGAGCGAUAUCCCUCCCCCAGCGCGGGUCAGGGCAUCGAGGCCACCCUGGACAAGGUCUACUCGGCCAACGUCUCCGAAUGGAAGGGCGACCUUGCCUUCCUGAAGGACUGGACCUACUACGUGCCCAACGAGUGCUACUACAACGCCGAGACGACCAGUGGGCCGUAUGCCGGUCUCCUCGAUGCGUAUACGCAUGGAAACGAGUACCGGGCGCGCUACGGCCAUCUGUGGGAUGGCGAGUCGGUGCAGCCCUUCUGGAGCAGUGGCUACAGCCGCGUUAUCAACACGGCGCGCAAAUUCGGCGAGGGGUUCUUCGGGUACAACUACUCGACCAACGCCGCCCUCAACAUCAUCUCCGAGUCGGAGUCCAUGGGCGCCAACAGCCUGACCCCCUCGUGCGACGUGGAUAACGAUACCUCCGUCUGCGACCAGCUCACCAAUUUGAUGCCGCAGUUCAAGGUUGCGGCGGCCCGCCUGAACGCGCAGAACCCGGGGCUGAGUCUGAAUGAGUCGGACGUCUACUAUCUGAUGACCAUGGCCUCGUUCGAGCUCAACGCCCGUCCCUUCUCCGACUGGAUCAACGCUUUCACGCAAGAUGAAUGGGUCAGCUUUGGCUACGUGAAUGAUCUGAACUACUACUACUGCGCGGGUCCCGGAGACAAGAACAUGGCCGCCGUCGGCGCCGUCUACGUCAACGCCAGCCUCACCCUCCUCAACCAAGGGCCUGAAAAAGCCGGGUCCUUGUUCUUCAACUUUGCCCACGACACCAACAUCACCCCCAUUCUCGCUGCCCUCGGCGUCCUCAUCCCCGAGACCGACCUCCCCCUCGACCGCAUCCCCUUCGGCAACCCCUACACCACCGGCAACAUCGUCCCCAUGGGCGGCCACUUGACCAUUGAGCGGCUGAGCUGCAACGCCACGGCGCUGUCGGCGGCGGAUACCUACGUGCGGCUGGUGCUGAACGAAGCGGUCCUCCCGUUUGGGGACUGUCAGUCGGGCCCGGGGUACAGUUGUCCGCUGGCCAACUUCACUGAGACCUUGGAGGGGAGACUGCCGAGUUACGUGGAGACGUGCCAGGUGCCGGCGACAUAUCCGCAGUAUCUAGAUUUCUGGUGGAAUGCUAACACCACGACGGGGUUGAAUUAUCGGACGAGUCCGAUUGGGUGUCAGGAGGCCGCUAGUAUGAACUAG
Molecule: messenger RNA, 1515 nt
Organism: Aspergillus saccharolyticus JOP 1030-1
Lineage: Eukaryota; Fungi; Ascomycota; Eurotiomycetes; Eurotiales; Aspergillaceae
Product: histidine phosphatase family protein
Exons: 4
Coding region: 70-1515 (481 amino acids)
Cellular component (GO): fungal-type cell wall
Molecular function (GO): acid phosphatase activity
Source: RefSeq, a predicted model, not a curated record